CACUCCCGGCCCCGCCGCCCCGCGCCCCGCCGCCCGCCCGGCGCGCUCCACUCCUGGGAAGGGCGGGGAGGAGGGGACGCGGGCCCCCGGGAGUUGGAGGGGCCGACCAUCGCGGGGGCUCUCGGCCCGGCCCCCCUCUUUCCCAAAAGCACCCGCAGCCACGCGGGCCGAGGAGCCGUCCGCCUCGCCCCGGCCUCCCGUCGCCGGCCCGAGCGCGCGCGGGGAGCUCGGAUGUCCGGUUUCCUGUGAGGCCGGGCCCCGACGCCGCCCCGCUCGCCGGCUCAGGCGGGGACCGCGCCGCGCGCCGUGGGGAUCGCCGCCUGCGGCUCGCCCUCGGGGCUCAGCGCGGGGCUGUCGGGGGGCCGCCGCGCCCCGGCCGGGCCACCAUGCGCCGGCUGCGCGCCCUGAGCCUGGCGUGCUCCCUGCUCGCCGCCGCGCUGCUCCCGGGUCCGCGCCGCGCGCCCGCCGCCGCCGCCGCCUUCGAGUCGGGACUCGGCUUCUCGGACGUGGAGCCGGACGCGGGCGAGGCCAAGGCGUAUGCGGGCAAAGACCUGGAGGAGCAGCUGCGGGCGGUGUCCAGCGUGGACGAGCUCAUGAGCGUGCUCUACCCGGAAUACUGGAAAAUGUACAAGUGCCAGCUGCGGAAAGGCGGCUGGCAGCAAGACCACGACCAGCCCGGCGUCGGCCCGAGGACGGAAGACACUGUAAAAUUUGCCGCGGCGCAUUAUAACGCGGAGAUCUUGAAAAGUAUUGAUAAUGAGUGGAGAAAGACUCAAUGCAUGCCACGUGAGGUGUGUGUAGAUGUGGGGAAGGAGUUUGGAGCAGCCACAAACACCUUCUUUAAACCUCCAUGUGUGUCCGUCUACAGAUGUGGGGGCUGCUGCAACAGCGAGGGGCUUCAGUGCAUGAACACCAGCACGGGCUACCUCAGCAAGACGUUGUUUGAAAUUACAGUGCCUCUCUCUCAAGGCCCCAAACCAGUCACAGUCAGUUUUGCUAAUCACACUUCCUGCCGGUGCAUGUCCAAGCUGGAUGUUUACAGACAAGUCCACUCAAUUAUUAGACGCUCCCUGCCAGCAACACUGCCACAGUGCCAGGCUGCCAACAAGACCUGCCCCGCCAACCACACGUGGAACAGCCACAUCUGCAGGUGCCUCGCUCAGCAGGAUUUCAUGUUCGCCUCCGCCGCUGGAGACGAUGCGGCCGAUGGAUUCCACGACGUCUGUGGCCCCAACAAGGAGCUGGAUGAAGAGACGUGUCAGUGCGUCUGCAAAGGGGGGCUGCGGCCGGCCAGCUGCGGGCCCCACAAGGAGCUGGACAGAGACUCGUGCCAGUGCGUCUGCAAAAACAAACUCUUGCCCAGCUCGUGCGGGCCCCACAGGGAGUUCGACGAGAGCACGUGCCAGUGCGUGUGCAGAAGGGCCUGCCCGAGAAGCCAGCCCCUCAACCCAGCCAAGUGCGCCUGUGAAUGUACAGAAAACCCCCAGAAGUGCUUCCUCAGAGGGAAGAAGUUUCAACCUCAGACAUGCAGCUGUUACAGACGGCCGUGCACCAACCGGCUGAGGCCCUGUGAGCCGGGCCUGGCGUUCAGCGAGGAGGUGUGCCGCUGUGUGCCCGCCUACUGGAAGAGGCCGCACGGGAACUGAGCCGGACUGCUCCCCGGCGCCCCGCUUCUGCCGUGGAAGACUGUGCUCCCCCUUUAAGACUGUCUGUGGACAGAGCGGCGUGUAUGGGGCCGCGGUGACAGGGACAGCGGUCGGUGGGUGUUUCCCGAGCCACGUGGAUAACGUCACGGAAACGGGCCCCAGCUCAUCUGCAAAGACCUCUCAGAAACACUGGUUUUCUGCCAAGGACCGAAUAGCCGAGGUUUUCCUGUUGUGAUUUAAAAAAAAAAAAAAAUGACUAUAUAAUUUAUUUCCACUAAAAAGAUUGUUUCUGCAUUCAUGUUUAUAGCAAUAACAAUUGGUAAAGCUCACUGUGAUCAAUAUUUUUAUAUCAUGCAAAAUACGUUUAAAAUAAAAUGAGAAUUGUAUUAUAAACU
Eptesicus fuscus (big brown bat) is the source of this 2041-nucleotide messenger RNA. RefSeq names its product vascular endothelial growth factor C (gene VEGFC). The record is from RefSeq and is a predicted model, not a curated record. The coding region runs from base 387 to 1646 and encodes 419 amino acids. The transcript has 7 exons. Gene Ontology annotation, molecular function: growth factor activity; vascular endothelial growth factor receptor 3 binding; chemoattractant activity. Gene Ontology annotation, biological process: response to hypoxia; positive regulation of endothelial cell proliferation; positive regulation of angiogenesis. Gene Ontology annotation, cellular component: membrane. Lineage: Eukaryota; Metazoa; Chordata; Mammalia; Chiroptera; Vespertilionidae.